This is a messenger RNA of Phasianus colchicus (ring-necked pheasant), 4596 nucleotides long. RefSeq names its product galactosylceramidase (gene GALC). Gene Ontology annotation, cellular component: lysosome. Gene Ontology annotation, molecular function: galactosylceramidase activity. Gene Ontology annotation, biological process: galactosylceramide catabolic process. Lineage: Eukaryota; Metazoa; Chordata; Aves; Galliformes; Phasianidae. The record is from RefSeq and is a predicted model, not a curated record.
AGUGGGGCGGGGCGGGAGCAGAUGCGGGUUGUGAAGGGACGGGGUGGGGCCGGUGGCAGAGCAGUACGGAACCGUCGGGAUGGAGGUUGUCAGGCGUUCUCUCUGUCCUGCGGCUCUGCUCUGUGCUUGGCUCCUGCUCGGCUCCGGCUGGGGCUUGGGGCCCCCCGGGAUCGGUGCUGCCUACGUGCUGGAUGAUGCCGGCGGGCUGGGCAGGGAGUUCGACGGGAUCGGGGCGAUCAGCGGCGGUGGGGCCACAUCCAGACUCCUUGUGAAUUACCAAGAACCGUAUCGCUCCCAGAUCUUAGAUUAUCUGUUCAAGCCAAAUUUUGGUGCUUCUUUACACAUCCUCAAAGUAGAGAUUGGUGGUGAUGGACAAUCAACAGAUGGCACAGAGCCCUCCCAUAUGCACUAUGAAAAUGAUGAGAACUACUUCCGAGGUUAUGAAUGGUGGCUGAUGAAAGAGGCUAAAAAGAGGAACCCCCAAAUUAAACUGAUUGGAUUACCCUGGACAUUUCCGUCAUGGAUAGGGAAGGGUGAAAACUGGCCCUAUGAUUAUCCACAUGUCACUGUUUACUAUAUUAUUUCUUGGAUAUUAGGAGCUAAACGGUAUCAUGAUCUGGAUAUUGAUUAUAUUGGGAUAUGGAAUGAAAGGGCAUUUAACAGCAAAUAUAUCAAGCUGUUGAGGUACACACUGGAUAAGAAUGGUCUGCAGCAGGUGAGGAUCAUAGCCAGCGAUAGACUGUGGGAGCCCAUUUCCUUUGUCUUGCUGAUUGACUCUGAGCUCCACGAAGUGGUCGAUGUCAUUGGGGCUCACUAUCCUGGGACCAAAACAGUGCCAAAUGCCUUACUGACUCAGAAGAAACUGUGGGCUUCGGAAGAUUAUAGUACUUUCAACGAUGAAGUAGGUGCAGGCUGUUGGGCCCGGAUCCUAAACCAAAACUACGUGAAUGGAAACAUGACUUCAACUAUUGCGUGGAACUUAGUGGCAAGUUAUUAUGAAGAAUUGCCCUUUGGUCGAUGUGGUUUGAUGACUGCACAAGAACCAUGGAGUGGCCACUAUAAAGUAGAAGCACCUAUUUGGAUUACAGCGCACACAACACAAUUUACUCAACCAGGAUGGUCAUACUUGCAAGUGGAUGGACACUUAGAAGGAGGUGGAAGCUUUGUAGCUCUGACAGACGGCCUAGGAAACCUUACAAUAAUAAUUGAAACUAUGACACAUAAUCACUCUAAAUGUAUCAGACCUCCACUACCUCACUUCCGAGUUUCACCUCAGCGAGCAACUUUCUACCUCAGAGGGUCUUUUUAUUUCCUGAAAACUCUUCAGGUGUGGCACUCUAGGCUUAGUUUUGAAUCUGCAAACUCUAGUCUUUUUGAGCAACUUCAUCCUGUAAAGGUCUGGAGGGGAAGUUUUUCUUUAGACCUAGAUGUAGAUGAAGUCUAUACUUUAACUACACUUAAGACAGGACGGAAGUGUAGCUGCCCAGAGCCUCCACCACCUCAACCCUUUCCUUCAAAUUACAAAGAUGACUUCAAUAUUCGUAAUCCACCUUUCAGUGAAGCUCCAAAUUUUGCAGAUCAGACGGGUGUAUUUGAGUACUUCGUAAAUGGCUCUGACCCAGGAGAUCAUGUUUUCACACUCCGACAGGUGGUGAUUCAGCGACCCAUUACUUGGGUUUCUGAUGCAGACCAGACAAUCAGCAUUAUAGGAAACUUUCAGUGGGUAAAUCUGACAGUCACUUGUGACAUCUACAUAGAAAGACCACUUGAUGGGGGUGUGUUCAUUGCUGGAAGAGUAGACAACGGUGGGAUAUAUGUUCGUCGUACCAAAGGAGUUUUUUUCUGGGUUUAUGCAGAUGGCACCUACAGAGUCACUAGUGACCUAGCUGGAGAAGAAAUAUUAAUGAAAGGGCUUUCUGGUGUCCGACAUAAUGCUUGGCACACACUUACUCUCAACAUCCAGGGCACUUCUGCCUCAGGACUGCUAAAUGGUUAUCCACUCUGGGAGAACGUCACCAUUUCUCAACCAAGUAAUGGCUGGGCUGCUAUUGGAACUCGCUCGUUUGAGUUUGCACAGUUUGACAACUUCCAUGUUGAAGCUAGAUGAGGUAGCUUUUGCAUUUGAAGAAUGUCGUCAUACUUUGAAGAGCCAGCUCAAACUUUUGGGACAGCUGAACACUGACGUUGAUCUGUUGGCAAAGAAUCUGAAUUCUCACCCUAUUAUUAUUUUAAAUGUUUACAUUACUAGCUACCAAUGUGAGUAAUUUUCAUCCCCUGGUUGCUAUGGAAUUUUUACUCUUAGAAUUCUGGGGGUUAAAUUUCAGUUCAAGGUAACGAUGAAAACAAAAUCAUAGAUCUGAUUAUUUUUGAAUAAAAGGAUCUUAACUUCCCAUCUCAUUUUCAAGCCGAAUUUGAAAGUUAAUGGAAGAUAAAGGCCUCUCAAGCUGCAUUUUUAACACUAACAUGACUGUGUCCGUUCCUUUCACUAUAAGAAUUAAAUACUAAUAAGCCUAAUGAAUAGUGGCCCCAUGCAGUUGUGCUAUAAUCACUUUCAGAUUUCAUUUGGAUGAAGAACCUAUUUUUUCCUGUAUUAAGGAAAAGAAAAAAUGUUUUGUCUAUUUAUGCUACAGUCUGAGGCUAAACAUUACAGUGCUUAAGGUGUGUUUGAUUACUACUUCCAACUUAUCGCUAGCCUUAAAAAUAUUUCUUUUAAGCAGAAGGGAAAUCUCUUACGGGUGAUCAGGCAAUGCAGGAUGUGCCUUAAGUUUCAACUACCUCCUUUUUCUAAAGAAAGGGUUGAAAUAGAUUAAAAGAUUAAUAAUCAGUUAAUUAUUUAUAGCGUUUAUGGAAUGGUGUUAUUUGUUUUUUGGUUUUUUGGGUUUUUUUUUUUUUUUUUUUUGCAUUGUACAAGAAUAAAAACUGAGUCCUGGGUCCUUAAUUUAUGCCAGGCUAUGUGGGGAAAAAACUGGCUUUUUGUUCCUAGAAGUUUGAGCAUCCAUCUCUCAUUUGUGAUGGAUCUAAAACUUUGAGCAGAAAUUAAAGUAUAUCAAAAUGUUACUCAGAUGAUUGUAGUACAGAGAAGGUAUGGGUACUAUCAUGUCCUUGCAUAAAAGGUAAUGAAAAAAUAUAUAUCUUAAUACCUACAGUCUAGUCAUAAGGUGACAGCAGAUGGAUACAAAUGGAAUUGCUUAGUGUAUCAGACUGCACUAUUGUCCUGCAGUAUGCCUACUCCUAGGCUGCAUGGAGUAAAGUUCAGAUUGAAUUUUGGAUCCUUCAGAAAGAAGGGAUUCCCUUUUGUUGCUACUUCACUGUUUUUUGAAGUUACUGUGCUAUCAAAAAAAUACAUAUAUAUAUCAUCCAGACUAUAGUGAGAUAGCAAAUGCUAUCUUCAUCAGUUGAUUUCUGAAUUUUUCUUUUGGUCAUUUUGAAUGAAAAUGAUGUCUGUUCCAUAACAAAACAUUUCCCAUGUCUGCAUCCUGUUUAACUAGCGAUCAAGUAGUUCUGGAGGUGUGACGGGGCACGAAUAUUUGUAUGAGGUUCUCUGUAGCAUACAAUAUCUCAUCUUUGAGAAACAGAUUUGCAAUAUACUUCAACUUAUACUAAAUGUUAUUCUGAUCCAUUUUAUUUUGAAAGCUAAUUUCAGUAAGCACUGACUUUGAUCUUUGAUGUUUUUCAGCUAAGGUAGAGUUAAUGCAAUACCAAUUAUUACUAGACAUUUUUUAAGAAGGUUAUCUUCCAAAUCAGGUUUUGGAGAGAUCUCAAUUUCCUAAGUAGAGAUGAGUGUUUUCUUUCUUUCAACAAUUAUACUGAUACCACUAUUAAUUGGUUAUGAAUCAUUCAUAAGUGCAGAUUUCACACAAGCAGUAACCUUGAAGAAUGGUCUAAAUGACUAAACUUUAAAACUCUGGAGGACUUUCUCUAGAGGACUUUCAAAUAUUAACAGUUUAUUUAACUGGGUAAAAAAUGAAAGCCAGUUUUCCACUUGAGUUUCAUUUUGAUAGUUAAAGUGUGGGUGCAAAUCUUUUCAUUAUUUGCUUGAUUUCUGAAGGGACAUCACUGGGAUCCAGAUGUGAAGGAAUUUAACUUAAGGUCCUUAUAUUCAAGUAAUAUGAAUACAGAAGAAUAAGUUCUCAGAAUAAACUUGUUUCAGCUGUGAUGGUUUUUCCUAGUAGCACGUUUCUUGAAGGGUUCAUGUUAGCUUGUGUGGGCUGCAAGCAGUGUUGUAUAAGAGAGAUUAGCAAGGAUGCAGUUUAUCCAAAGGAGUUGUCCAGUUGGUUUUUUUUACUACCCUUUAAUGCACUAGUCUAAUAAACUACUGUCAUAUUGUGUACUAAGCACAAUGUCACUGAAAAUAUUGAUUUUUUUUCUAAUCUUAACUUAUUAAUGUUAGAGGAUUAAACUGUUUUAUGAAGAGAAUAAGCGAUCUAAUAGUGAUAUAAUGUUGUUCAUUCUUAUGUGUGUAAUUCUUCACCCUUCAGCAGGCUGUAAUAUCCUUGCCAGUAACAAACUGUCAGGUCUUUCACUGAGGGGUGGAUUUAUGUUGUUGAUUAUAAAUACUAAUCAUUCCAAAUGGACAAAUAAAACAUUUUAAACCCC